Salmo salar (Atlantic salmon) is the source of this 3931-nucleotide messenger RNA. Its product is annotated as diacylglycerol kinase alpha. Gene Ontology annotation, biological process: phospholipase C-activating G protein-coupled receptor signaling pathway. The record is from RefSeq and is a predicted model, not a curated record. Gene Ontology annotation, molecular function: ATP-dependent diacylglycerol kinase activity; calcium ion binding. Gene Ontology annotation, cellular component: plasma membrane. Lineage: Eukaryota; Metazoa; Chordata; Actinopteri; Salmoniformes; Salmonidae.
UCGCAAACUGCAAGCCCUUCCCCGCCCACUAAUCCCUUGGAUUUAUAUAAUGCACUAAUACACUAACAACAUCUGCUCACUUAGUUGUGGCCAUAGCAGUCGCGUAGCCGUCCUAACCAUCCAUAUUCGACCGAAUUCUACUGUGGAUAGCGGGUUUUUCGGGUCCACUUGUCCCUCGUCACCAGAGCCAUCUAUUAGGACGCACUUCACCAAAUCUCUCUGGCCAGUGUGGGAGAAACUUGCGACGAUGGCGGCUCCAGACCAAGCUAAAGACACAGCUACAAACCCAGACGGGAGGGAUUUGAGCCCUGUGGACUUCAUCCAGCUGCAGCAGUACAUGGAAUAUGGCAGUCUGAGAGUGAAAGAUGUGAUGAAAGAGUUCCAUGCAGGCGGGCGGUUGGUCCAGUACAGAUUUGGAGAGCGCAUCGAUGCAGUUGGCUUCUCUUUGUUCCUCAAGACCUAUCUGGAGGCGGAUGACUUCCCUGCUGAUUUCUGCCAACGCCUUUUCCACUACUUCCAGAAUGCAGAGCGAGACGUUUAUAUGAGGAGCCCUCCACCCAAAGGGGGUGGAGUGUACCUCAAAGAUGUGUCUUGUUACUUCUCUGUGUUGGAGGAGGGACAGCCGCGAGACAAACUGGAAUUUACUUUCAAACUUUACGACAAAGAUGGCAACGGACUCCUGGACAGCUCAGAAGUGGAUCGGAUCAUCACCCAGAUGAUGCGUGCGGCAGAUUACCUGGGUUGGGACGUGACAGAACUCAGACCGGUGCUGAAGGACAUGAUGACGGCGAUGGAUGCUGACAGCAGUGGAGCGGUAACCCUGCAGGAGUGGAUCCAGGGAGGGAUGAACAACGUGCCCCUGUUGGUGCUUCUGGGACUCAAGAUGGCAGAGAGGGACGGGCAGCACAUCUGGAGAAUGAAGCACUUCAACAAGCCUGUGUACUGCAACGUGUGUCAGAGCAUGCUGCUGGGCCUCAGGAAACAGGGCCUCUGCUGCAUCUUGUGCAAGUACACUGUCCAUGGUCACUGUGCCAACAAGAACCCUGGUCCAUGUGCCUGCACCUUUGUUAAAUCCAAAAAACAGAUUGGGAUUCCAGCUCACGGCUGGGUCAGUGCUGACUGUGACUCCAGUAAGUGUCACUUCUGCAACAAGAAGAUCAAGACCCUGGCAGGGAAACAUUGCGUGUGGUGCCAACAGAUGCGCCAUGACGACUGUGUCAACUUCGGGUCAUCAUCGUGCGACUGCGGGUUGCUACGAGACCACAUUCUGCCACCGUGGGCCAUAUACUCAUCCUCCAAGAAGGAUGAAGAAGGAAGGAGUAGUUCCAUGGAGGACACUAACCUGGAGGACAUCACCCCAGACGGGCACAUUCUGCAGAUUGCUCCUAUUCCAGACACCCACCCUCUCCUGGUGUUUGUGAACCCAAAGAGUGGAGGGAAGCAGGGGGAGAGAGUGCUGAGGAAGUUUCAGUAUCUACUGAACCCACGGCAGGUCUACAACCUCUCCAAUGGAGGCCCUGGACCAGGACUGCACUUCUUUCGGAACCUUCAUGACUACAGGAUCCUGGUGUGUGGUGGAGACGGCACAGUCGGCUGGAUUCUAGAUGCUAUAGACAAAGCUGACCUACCGGUGCGUCCCCCAGUGGCGGUCCUGCCACUUGGCACAGGGAACGACCUUGCUCGCUGCCUCCACUGGGGAGGAGGUUACGAGGGCACAGAUCUCAGAGAGAUUCUGAAGGAGGUCGAGGAGAGCUCGUUGGUUCCUAUGGACCGCUGGAGUGUGCAGGUGAUUUCAGAGGACCCCCAGGAGAUAGGAGACCCUGUGCCCAACGAGAUCAUCAAUAACUACUUCUCUAUUGGCGUGGAUGCCUCCAUUGCACACCGCUUUCACUCCAUGAGGGAGAAGCACCCUCAGAAGUUCAACAGCAGGAUGAAGAACAAACUGUGGUAUUUUGAGUUUGCCACCUCUGAGACCAUCUCCGCCUCCUGCAAGAAGCUAAAGGAGUGUCUCAGCAUUGAGUGCUGUGGGACACCCCUGGACCUGAGCGGUCACUCUCUGGAGGGCCUUGCAGUCAUCAACAUACCCAGCAUGCACGGCGGCUCCAACCUGUGGGGUGAGGCUAAGAAGGCAGACAGAGACAAUAUGUCAGAAGAGAGGUCGCCUGAGGUCGUCACUGACCACGACGUUCUGAAAAUGAGCUCACAAGACCUAAGUGACAAGCGGAUUGAGGUGGUGGGGUUGGAGGGUGCGAUUGAGAUGGGUCAGAUCUAUUCUGGGCUGAAGAGGGCUGGACACAGACUGGCUCAAACAUCACAGAUCACUAUCAGGACACAUAAAGCCUUGCCUAUGCAGAUUGAUGGUGAGCCCUGGAUGCAGCCUCCCUGCACUAUCCACAUCACACACAAGAACCAAGCCAACAUGCUGAUGGCUGCUCCUGCCAAAUCAUCAGGCUUCUUCCACCUCAAGUAGAGGAAAGGUGGGCUGCAGCACUGAGACUGAAGAGGUCCGGGGUGUAGGGUGAAGUUGCCCUUUGACACUGAUCUUGGAUCAGUUUUUCAUUUUCCCCACUAAUGGUUAACAUUUACAUUUUAGUCAUUUAGCAGACACUCUUAUCCAGAGCGACAUACAGUAGUGAAUGCAUACAUUUCAUACCAUACUUGUUUUUUUUUUUUUUUUUCUUGUCCGUACUGGCCCCCCGUGGGAAUCGAACCCACAACCCUGGCGUUGCAAACACCAUGCUCUACCAACUGAGCCACAGGUUUGGAUUGGGUGAGUGGAUGCUUAUCCUAGAUCUGUACCUAGGGGAAACUUCACCCAGGAGCAGAGGUCCACUGACUGCUGAAGGACCACUGCCAUAAAGGAACCAACAUUUGCGUAAAAACAUUCUUCAUGUCUGAAUUUCUUCCUGAAACACUAGUAGCCAUUGAUUAACAUUGAUACUCUACUCAUUUCCAUAACAAACUCAGAACUAUCCCAGGCUUGUGUUGAUUUGAGUAAGUCCCUUAAUGUUAAGCUUUAUAUUACAUUGCUAUUACAUUUUGUAUCUGUUUGUAUUAGUUAUGUAUAAUUCCAUAGUAUUCCAUGAGUUUGAUUACUUGUAUGCCUUAUUGUUAUGUCUCAGCACAGUAAUAGAUCUCCUGUUUGUUUAUCUGCUUUCUAUAGCAUUUUCACACAAAUGUUUUUGUACCCAUAUUGAUUAACGUGAUAGGCCAAUAGUCUGUGUCGCUAUAUAAUGCCGUUCACUGUCAAAUCUAAGUAUGUUUCACCUACUCAGCAAGUUUCUUGUAGAGGAUACAGCUCAGACAGCUGAGGGUAUCGUUUGCGUUGCCCGACCUCACUUAAAGGCCCAGUGCAGUCAAAUUAGAUUUUUCUGUGUUUUACAUAUAUUUACACUAUGAGGUUGGAAUAAUACUGCGAAAUUGUGAAAAUUAUGAUAAUGCCCUUUUCAUGUAGCUGUUCGAAAGACAGACUGAAAUUUCAGGUGGUUUUGAUGGGAUGCAGUGUUGGCCUGCCUGGUGACAUCAGGUAAAUUCUUUUAAAGACCAAUAAGAAAGAAUACCAAACCUCUGCCAAUAACAGCUAGUUUUCUGUUUUCCCUUUCCCACUCAAACCACUCCUAAGUCUUAGCAAAAUUCUUGCUUGAGAAAUUGCUUUUGCUAAGAAGCUAUAUAUAUAUAUUUUUUUUUAGCAUUUUGAUUGAAAACAUUCACAGUAAGGUACUUAAUUGUUACCCAGAAAUUAUUUGAUAUUGAUAUAAAAACAGCUACAUUGGGCCUUUAACACUUUGUCACAAGCAGCACUUCCUCAUUAUCACUAACCUAAUCUCUCUGCUUAGUGAGACUGCUUCCAAACCACAACUACUGAGAUGCGGUCCUCAAGAAAAAAAGAGACCUGGCUUUUCUCUUUAAAGAAAUAAAUGUAUAGCCUACA